Paramuricea clavata is the source of this 2730-nucleotide messenger RNA. The record is from the annotation of a GenBank genome assembly. Lineage: Eukaryota; Metazoa; Cnidaria; Anthozoa; Malacalcyonacea; Plexauridae.
AUGAAAGAUAUGUGGAUUCUUUGGGAUAACUCAUGGUCAGUGGGGCAAUCAUUGUUUAAAGAUAAAAUCAGGCCGUUUCUAAAAGGCCUCAUCAGAAGUGCACUGCUGAAUGUUGGUCCAAAUGGUACACAUAUUGGUAUUUUGACUUUCAGUACACAGGCGCAGACUAGGGUGUUGCUGGAACUUGGAGAGCUGCAAGCUGUGGAUGCACUAAUCAACUACCUCGAUAGUCUAAACUACAAUAACAUAUCUGGAGAUGGUACUCGGACUGGAAUGGCAUUGAAACUAGCUGAUGAGGUGAGAUCGUGUUCUUCUAUACAGAAUAUGGUGAAGCUUUAUUGGGUAAUCCUUACUCAUACAUACACCUUAGUAUAUGUACAUCAACUUGCGGUUAGAGUUCGACAUGUAAAUGACUUCUCCAGGUAGCUCAGUCGGUUAAAAGUUAGUGACAUCACGUCCUAACUCUAAUUAACCUCAAAGACUUAAAGUUUCCUGUCCAUCUAAUGGUGGUACACGGCAUUAAAAUUAAACUAAGUAUAUUUUCUGUUUAAUGUAGAGAUUUUCCAAGCAAAGUCCACGCAAUUAUCGGCCAUAUGUAGAAGAUGUAGUCAUGAUUUUUACAGGCAGUAAACCGAUCAGACACCGAGGAGAAGACACAUUUGGCGACAAAUACAACAGUACUCGUUAUGGCGAAGGAUUACUUGCUAAGGAUCGAGCUCAAAGUCUCAAAGAUAAUAAUAUCAUCGUGGUUGGACUGGUAGUGGGAAGGGAGAAUAAGUUGAACAAAUUCAGAGACAAUGUUAAGGAGUGGUCGACGGAAGGGAAAUACUUUGAAACAAACAAAGAUAGUCUGCAGCGGAGUAUCAUGUACAGACUCAUAAAAUCAUUUAUGAGUGUUUAUUGCAUCGCACCAGGUAAGAAGGGUGGACAGGGGCGUAGGAAGCUUCGAAAAGUUGGGGGGGGCAGGCUUUGAGGGGCACUUUUCGAAAAAAAGAGGGCAUCUAAAAAAAUUUUCCCGGAAAUGUUGGCGACGGGGGGCGGGGGGAGGUCAUCUUAAAAAAAUUUUUCGGACAUACCAAAAAAUUUUCCGGAUAUAUGAUAUUUUUCCCGGAAAUUAAAAACUUUUUCUGGAAAUAACAUCAACCACCAGCCUGACUGAAUUUAGGCAACUGAGCAUCCACAAAACAAAAACAACUUCAGGCUAAAAUGAAUCUGGUUAAUCUUAAAAAAUCCUAAAUUUUGUGCUUUAUCAGGCUAGUAUAGGCAGGUAUUAGUGAGGUAUACAUACUUAUUUUAAUGUUACAAAUGCAGAAACAUGCACAAUCUGUUGUUUUAUAUAGUUCUCAACAAGGAUACAUUUUAUCAAAUACUAGGCUGUAUUUUUUACUCAAGAUUUUGUUGGCAUCUCACUGGAUUAAAUAAUAGUUGAAGUGUCCCGAAGAUGGAAAUUAUCUAGUGGAAAUUUAUAUACAUUUAUUGGACCUAUAUAACCAGAAACAGUUGUGAAAAAUGCAACUAUACUGUAGUUGGCAUUUCACUUAAUUGAAUAAUAGUUGAAAGGUCUUGAAGAUGGAUAUUAUUGAAUGGAAAUUUAUAUACAUUUAUUAGACAACUGGCCUCUGUAGCUCAGUUGGCCGAGAGCGCUGCAACGAAAUCGCAGGGCCAGGUUCAAUUCCCGCCAGGGAGGUUAGGCCUAAUAAAUGAUAAAUUUCCACUCGAUAAUUUCCAUCUACAAGACCCUUCAACUGUUACUUUUUUUUAGGAUUUUGGACAUCUCACUGGAUAGAACUAUUUCCGGAAUAAUAAUAAUAAUAAUAAACUUUAAUUAAAGUGUCUAUACAUUAUUUAGCAAUAGUAGCUAAUUGGGGACACUAUUUAUCUAUAUAUAAUAUCAACAAAUCUACUAUAUAAAUAUAUAUGUAAAAAUAAUAAGUGCUAAGUGCUGCAUAAUAUUCCGCAUUAAGUGCUGCAUAAAAUGCAGCAAUUACAGUUAUUGUCCAGCAUAUUUUCAAUGUCUAAUUUGCGAAUCCUGUUCUUAAAUAUCGCAAGGCUGGAUGAGCUUUUAAUAUCGCUAUGCAACUUUGACCAUAGUACUGGGCCAAAGUAACGUAGCGAAUGCUUACCAAAACCAACUGUUUGAAAUCUGGGUAUAUCAAAAUCACUGUUUCGCAAUGGGUUUCUGUGCUGUUUAUUGCACUCUUGCUCCAAUGGUCUCGUUUUCAUGUGGUUAUUUUCUCGUGUGUCAUGCGCAACAGGGUUAAGGAUAUAGGGUUGAGAUCUGGCUCAUGAUCAAAGAGAAACCAUAUUCGUAUACGAACCUUCAUGUGCGCCUGCCUUGCUAAAACAGGCAAACAUGGAAACGAGGCCAUUGAGGCAUGCUUAAUUCGCAUGAAUUAAUGACCUAAUUUGCAUAAUGUCAUAAUAAUAUAUUUAAUAACAAUAUGCAAACUAGGUACAGAUAUAUGUACCCCAAAAACCAAGGUAUCCCAAAAACCACAUGCUUGAUUUAUAGUCAUUAUGUAGAAGUUAACAGGGAGGUUGACUAAUGAUGUACCAUUUUGCGAGAGAAACGCUAGGAAGAAUUUUUGUGACGCUUUAUUCACCAAAAUGUGUUACCUGAAAAUUAAAAAAAAAACAUUGAUAGCUUGUAUAAUUUGAAACUUUAAGAUUAAGUUGGCAAAAUAUGAUUGUUAUAAUCGUUUUGGGGUUUGUUUAGUCGAAAAACCUUGA